Molecule: messenger RNA, 1763 nt
Organism: Triticum urartu
Lineage: Eukaryota; Viridiplantae; Streptophyta; Magnoliopsida; Poales; Poaceae
Product: actin-7
Source: RefSeq, a predicted model, not a curated record
AGCUACCGAGAGCCAGUCCAAGCGGAGCAGGCGGGCGGCCCGCAGGGCAUAUAAAACUGCUCCCCAUCCACCUUUCGUGUUGCUUCGUCUCCUCUCCCAUUUGCCCCCGCCUCGCUCUCACGCCGCUCGCGUCACUCCGAGCCCCCCCAAUCCGUCAACGAGCCCGCCCGAGCAAAGAAAACCGCUUGAGAAAUGGCUGAAGAGGAUGUCCAGCCGAUUGUGUGUGACAAUGGCACCGGAAUGGUCAAGGCGGGGUUCGCCGGCGACGACGCGCCGAGGGCCGUGUUCCCGAGCAUCGUGGGCAGGCCGCGGCACACGGGGGUGAUGGUGGGCAUGGGCCAGAAGGACGCGUACGUGGGCGACGAGGCGCAGUCCAAGCGAGGCAUCCUGACGCUCAAGUACCCGAUCGAGCACGGCGUGGUGGGCAACUGGGACGACAUGGAGAAGAUCUGGCACCACACCUUCUACAACGAGCUCCGGGUGGCGCCGGAGGAGCACCCCGUGCUGCUCACGGAGGCGCCCAUGAAUCCCAAGGCCAACCGGGAGAAGAUGACCCAGAUCAUGUUCGAGACCUUCAGCUGCCCCGCCAUGUACGUGGCCAUCCAGGCCGUGCUCUCCCUCUACGCCAGCGGCCGGACCACCGGCAUCGUCAUGGACUCGGGCGACGGCGUCAGCCACACCGUCCCCAUCUACGAGGGCUUCACGCUCCCCCACGCCAUCAUCCGGCUCGACCUCGCCGGCCGCGACCUCACCGACGGCCUCAUGAAGAUCAUGACCGAGAGGGGCUACUCCUUCACCACCACCGCCGAGCGGGAAAUCGUCAGGGACAUCAAGGAGAAGCUCGCCUACGUCGCCCUCGACUACGAGCAGGAGCUGGAGACGGCCAGGACCAGCUCCGCCGUCGAGAAGAACUACGAGCUGCCGGACGGCCAGGUGAUCACCAUCGGCGCGGAGCGGUUCAGGUGCCCCGAGGUGCUCUUCCAGCCCUCCAUGAUCGGCAUGGAGGCCGCCGGCAUCCACGAGGCCACGUACAACUCCAUCAUGAAGUGCGACGUGGAUAUAAGGAAGGAUCUGUACGGCAAUGUCGUGCUCAGCGGGGGUUCCACCAUGUUCCCUGGGAUCGCCGACCGCAUGAACAAGGAGAUCACCGCGCUCGCGCCCAGCAGCAUGAGGGUGAAGGUCGUCGCCCCGCCGGAGAGGAAGUACAGUGUCUGGAUCGGCGGCUCCAUUCUCGCCUCUCUCAGUACCUUCCAGCAGAUGUGGAUCUCCAAGGCAGAGUACGAUGAAACCGGCCCGUCGAUCGUCCACAUGAAGUGCUUCUGAUCAGUCCGAGGCUGACCAACCUGUACCUGUCAUUCAGUUGCUUGAGGUCCAAAUCGCAGAUGCUUGAAUGUGCCAUGGUUUCCAUGGCGUCGUGGUUCGCUGAAAGUGUUUUGGUCAUGGAACAAAUUUGAAAGGUAAGGUCGAUUGAUGGUUUCGAACAAUUCUGUAGGACGUCGGGUCAGUUUCAGUGGGUUCACUGAAGCAUGUAGUCUGGGACAUUUAUUUUGGUUUCGGCGAUUCAGCUCAUGCGUGUGCUGGAGACCUGAAACAGAGUGUCGUUUGUUUGCACCACCCCGGCGAGGGUGUUGAUUCUUGUACCUUUUGUAGCGGGGGUUUCUUGUCAAACCACCUGGUCAGUUCUCGCAUGUAGAAGCUUAUUUUGUUGGUACUUCAGCAUUUGUACAUUUUGAAUUAUUAUUGAAGGAAGUUUAUGUUUGUUA